AUGGCGGCGGCGGUGAUGGCGGCGGGGGCGAGGGAGGUGGGGGCGAAGGCGGAGGCGGCGAGGGAGGUGGAGACGAGGGCGGCGGCGGCGAGGGAGGCGGCGGCGAGGGAGGUGGGGGCGAGGGCGGCGGGGGCGAGGGAGGUGGCGGCGAGGGAGGUGGCGGCGAGGGCGGCGGCGGCGAGGGCGGCGGCGGCGAGGGAGGCGGCGGCGAGGGAGGCGGCGGCGAGGGCGGUGGCGGCGAGGGCGGUGGCGGCGAUGGAGGUGGCGGUGAUGGAGGCGGGGGUGAGGGAAGUGGAGAAGAGGGAGACGAUGGCGAUGGUGGUGGUGGCGAGGGCGGUGGCAGAGAUGGUGGCGGCGGAGAUGGUGGCGGCGGCAAAGGUGGCAAGGGCGAUGGAAGCGGCGAGGGCGGCGGAGGGGAGGGAGGCGUCGGUGACGGGGGCGGGGGCGAUGGUGGGGGCGGCGAUGGUGGUAGGGACGGUUGCGGUGACAAGGGCGGUGGUGGUGAGGGUGGGGGCGGCGAGGGCGGCGGAGGCAAGGGCGGAGGCGGCGAGGACGACGGCGGUAAGGGCUGCGGUAGUGAGGGCGGCGGCGGCGAUGGCAACGGUUGCGAUGGUGAAGGUGGUGGCGGCGGGGGCGGCAGUGGCGAGGGCGGCGAGGGUGGUGGUGACAAAGGAGGUGGCGGUGGCGGCGAGGGUGGAGGCGGCGAGGGUGGAGGCGGCGAGGGCGGCGGCGGAGAUGGCGGUGGCGGCGAGGGUGGCGGCGGAGGCGGCGGUGAGGGAGGUGGUGGUGAUGGGGGCGGGGGCAAUGGUGUUGGCGGAGAGGGCGGUGGAGGCGACGGUAGCGGCGGCGAUGGUGGCGGCAGUGAGGGGGGAGGCGUGA
Molecule: messenger RNA, 879 nt
Organism: Emiliania huxleyi CCMP1516
Lineage: Eukaryota; Haptophyta; Isochrysidales; Noelaerhabdaceae
Exons: 1
Coding region: 1-879 (292 amino acids)
Source: RefSeq, a predicted model, not a curated record